Messenger RNA from Suillus paluster, 1204 nucleotides. RefSeq lists its product as uncharacterized. The record is from RefSeq and is a predicted model, not a curated record. NCBI's taxonomy places the organism in Eukaryota, Fungi, Basidiomycota, Agaricomycetes, Boletales, Suillaceae. Gene Ontology annotation, cellular component: nucleus. Gene Ontology annotation, molecular function: dioxygenase activity. Bases 178 to 1059 code for a protein of 293 amino acids. Gene Ontology annotation, biological process: DNA repair; DNA alkylation repair. The transcript has 4 exons.
UAUUACUCCUUGAGUCCACUCCUGGCCAGAUUGUUUGAGAGUACGGGUGACCAGUCUGCGCGCGCCCUUUAUUACUGCCACCAACUUGUUUCAACUCGAACGAGCAUCCAUAUCUUCUCCACUCAGACCGCCGGAUCAGUACUUUUCACAAAACGCUUUGGGUCACUAGCCUAAAUCAUGAAGCAGAAAUCACCACCGAAUAUUGGUGUGGGUGACAAGAUUGGAGAAGGGGACUCUAGCCUCGUGCUUGAUGUGCUUCCCCCCGAAUUAUGUGACACAGCUUUCAAGCAGAUGAUAGACGAGGUUGACUGGAAUGUUAUGUAUCAUCGUGGUGGUGAGGUACCAAGGCGCGUGGCGGUUGAAGGGGAAAUCGCAGAUGAUGGAAGCUUCCCGAUUUACCGGCAUCCUGCAGAUGAGUGCCCACCGCUUCGACGGUUUUCACCCACGGUAGCUAGUAUCCGUGAGCAUGUGGAAAAGGUUCUCGAUCAUCCCGUGAACCAUGUCUUAAUUCAACACUACCGUAGUGGUGCGGACUACAUCUCAGAGCACUCUGACAAAACGAUCGACGUCGUGCGUGGAUCGAAGGUGGUCAACGUCAGCCUAGGCGCUCAGCGGGUGAUGACGCUUCGCUUGAAACGAGAUGGGGUGCAACAGGCGGGUGACAGUGCUACCCCACGACCAUCGCAGAAAAUCCCGCUACCUAAUAAUUCAAUGUUCGUCCUUGGUCUCGACACGAAUGCGAAAUGGUUGCACUCAAUUAACCAUGACAAACGACCGAUUCAUUUGAAGUCGUCCGAGGAACAAUUUAUGAGCGGAGAGCGCAUCAGUCUCACGUUCCGUCAUAUCGGGACAUUUUUGUCCAGAGAUGAAUCACGUAUCUACGGCCAAGGGGCCAGGGGGAAGUUAUGCGACGAGGCACACUCAGUAAUUAACGGGGGAGGGGAAGCUGCGAAACUCUUGGAAGCGUUUGGUAAGGAGAACCAGCAGAGCGACUUCGACUGGGAAGAGGUGUAUGGAGAGGGUUCCGACGUAUUGCAUUUCAAUCUGAGGGAGUCAUAAGAACUAGCCGCCUCGGUGUUAAAGUUAUUGUACUGCAGAUUAAGCACCUGAUGGAUGAUCCUACGGUAGGUACGAGCUUCCAAUGUAACGUUAUUAAUUGUAGUUGUUGUUCUCGUGUUUCCUGCCUAGCAACGACGACGGUGAC